AUGUCAUGGCCGUUCUUCCAACAGCGUCGUUGCUCCAUCGACUCUUCACAUGACGGUGCAGGAGCACGACUCGGCGCAGCCGCAGCAGUCGCACGAUUCUCCGCAGCCCAUGGGCUUGGGCUUUACGAUGGUGGAGAUGGAGGAGACGGUGCUGGCGGGCAUGUUUGCGGGGCGGUUGUUGAUUUGUUGAGAGUCUGA
Molecule: messenger RNA, 198 nt
Organism: Ascochyta rabiei
Lineage: Eukaryota; Fungi; Ascomycota; Dothideomycetes; Pleosporales; Didymellaceae
Exons: 1
Coding region: 1-198 (65 amino acids)
Source: RefSeq, a predicted model, not a curated record